GAGAUGAGUGUGUCAGGGGACAGAGAGCGGUCAGUCACUCCCCUUACUCACUGGCAGUCUCUGGAAGUUAGGCUCUGUUUUUUUCUUUUUUUGUCACACGACACGCAGGGUCUUAGUUCCCCUACCAACGAUCAAACCCGCGCCUCCUGCAGUGGAAGUGGGGAGUCUUAACCACUGGACCGCCAGGGAAGUCCCUAGGCUCUGUUUCUCCCCGCCCCUCUCCCUCCCGCCCCCUGGGGCUGGUUCUAACCUCCCUAGGUCCCCCUCCUUUGGCUCCUUACAGAUCCUCCCCUCUCAAUAUUUUAUCCUGAUUCCCUUCUGGUUAAGUCCAGGCUCUAGAAGAGGAUGCUGGUCUCUAAAGCAGGCGGCUUUCUCCUUCCCCAGGCCUCAUUUAUAGAGGAGAAAAUAAGAAUGGAUGAAUGACAUCAAGAGGCACACACAGAGGCAAUGGCAGAAUUACAAGCUUUACAAGAAAUGUCACCAGAUCCGUCAUGGCAGAGCACCAAGAAGUGCUCCUGUGUGAAGAUAACGGACCCAUUUCUUGCGGCUCCUCAGGCGCGCGGAGUUUGCGGCGUACCUGCGGAGAUCGUACCUGCGGAGAUCGCACCUGCGGAGGGCUUACCUGCGCCUGAGGAGGAGGAAGGGCAAGAUCCAGCCUGAGGGACCCGCGCUCCAGCCUUUCUGCAUAAGGGCGGUCCCCGGGUGGGGCGAAGCUCCCCCGUCUUUACUCUCGUCCCGACCCCAGCGUGGGCCACCGGCUACAAGAUGAACUGUCGCUCCGAGGUGCUGGAGGUGUCGGUGGAGGGGCGGCAGGUGGAGGAGGCCAUGCUGGCCGUGCUGCACACGGUGCUCCUGCACCGCAGCACCGGCAAGUUCCACUACAAGAAGGAGGGCACCUACUCCAUCGGCACCGUGGGCACCCAGGACGUUGACUGCGACUUCAUCGACUUCACCUACGUGCGCGUCUCGUCUGAGGAGUUGGACCGCGCCCUGCGCAAGGUCGUCGGGGAGUUCAGGGAUGCUCUGCGAAACUCCGGGGGCGAUGGGCUGGGCCAGAUGUCCUUGGAGUUCUAUCAGAAGAAGAAGUCUCGCUGGCCUUUCUCAGACGAGUGCAUCCCCUGGGAGGUGUGGACGGUCAAGGUGCACGUGGUGGCCCUGGCCACGGAGCAGGAACGGCAGAUCUGCCGGGAGAAGGUGGGUGAGAAGCUCUGCGAGAAGAUCACCAACAUUGUAGAGGUGAUGAACCGGCACGAGUACCUGCCCAAGAUGCCCACGCAGUCGGAGGUGGACAACGUGUUUGACACAGGCUUGCGGGACGUGCAGCCCUACCUCUACAAGAUCUCCUUCCAAAUCACCGACGCCCUGGGCUCCUCCGUCACCACCACCAUGCGCAGGCUCAUCAAAGACACCCUGGCCCUCUAGGUGUCGCUGGGGCCUCGGGCGCUCCUUGAUGGCUUGCGGACCUUGGCUUCUGGGGAUCGUACUGUUAGGCCCUGUUAGCCCUUGGGGCUCUGGAACCCGCUCCAGGUCCUUGAUGAGAUCUGGAAGGGCCACCCCUGGCUUCCUGGUGUGUGGUUGCCAGUCUCUGGUCAUCCUUGUCACCUUCACUGAUGGUCAGGUCCGGCCUACACUGUCUCUCCGCGCCCCUGGUGGGGGUCCCCUUUCCUACGCUGUACAGAGGACAUCACUAGGCUGGUGAAUAAAGUUGAGAAUGUGA
Molecule: messenger RNA, 1717 nt
Organism: Lagenorhynchus albirostris (white-beaked dolphin)
Lineage: Eukaryota; Metazoa; Chordata; Mammalia; Artiodactyla; Delphinidae
Gene: ATG101
Product: autophagy related 101
Exons: 4
Coding region: 766-1422 (218 amino acids)
Biological process (GO): autophagy; autophagosome assembly
Cellular component (GO): phagophore assembly site
Source: RefSeq, a predicted model, not a curated record